Messenger RNA from Entamoeba dispar SAW760, 966 nucleotides. RefSeq lists its product as uncharacterized. The record is from RefSeq and is a predicted model, not a curated record. Gene Ontology annotation, molecular function: GTP binding. Lineage: Eukaryota; Evosea; Mastigamoebida; Endamoebidae. The transcript has a single exon. The coding region runs from base 1 to 966 and encodes 321 amino acids.
AUGAUUAGUCAAAGCAUAACACAAACUAAGUUAAUACUUAUAGGAAAGACAGGUGAUGGUAAAAGUUCGCUUGGUAAUUAUAUUUUGAAUAAGAAAGUGUUUAGUGAAAAUGAUGGGGCUAAAUCAGUAACACAAAAGACAAUGGGAGACAGUGGAGAAGGUGAUAGAAAAAAUGUAUUUGUUAUUGAUACACCAGGAUUUCAAGACUGUGAUGGUGUAAAAAAACAGGAAGAACAUACUAAACAGAUGGUAAACUAUAUCAAAAAACAAAAAGGAUUACAAGCCAUUGUUAUUUGUUUGGAUAUUAAUCAAGAUAGGUUAUCAAAUGAAGUCAAAACAAUGAUUCAAAUAAUAAGCAAUGUUUUUCCAAUUUAUGACUUUUGGGAACAUGUGUGUAUUGUUUGGACUAAAUGUUAUAAUUACACACCAAAAAAGAUAAUAGACAAAAAAAUUGAAAAUAAAAAGAAUAGUUAUCUUAAUGAAUUAUCAAUAUUAGCUAAAGAAACAACCGGAGAUGAAAGAGUUAUUUUACCAAUGUAUUUUGUAGACUCACAACCAGAUGAAGAAAGUGAUAACAUUAGAUCAGAUAACGAAAUAAAGUCAAUGUUAACAUGGAUUCGCUUUUUACCACAUAUUAAUGUUGAAGAAAUACAAGAGCCAGAUUCUAAAUACCGGAAAAUAAUUAUGGAAUAUAAACAAGAAACAGAAAUUAUAGAAGUACAACAUGGUUAUAUAAAGUUAAAAAUCAAACACCUGAAGAGAGAAAACAGAAUUGGAUAUGAUGGGAUUGCUAGUUUUGGUGCAUGGAAGGAGGAGAAGAGCAAAAUCAAAAUGCAAGAAGUUCCAGAACAACUUGCUGAUACUUCAAAAGAAAAACUUCAAGAAUUAAAAUAUAUGGUUGGAGAUCGAAAGUUUGAAAAUAUUGUUGAUGGUGUUCUUAAUCGUAAUAUACUGUUAGGGCUUUAA